UUUGUUUCUUUGCUUUGCAGCCAUGGUUUCCUCAUUUUUGUCGUACUUCCUGACCGGUGCCCGCCGACCCCAUUGAAACCAUGGAUUGAUGGGAUCAGAAGUACAGGCCUGUGACCAUUCCUGACCUCCCUCAUUGCACUGUUUCAUAGAGAACUCACCACAUCUGACGACAAAAAGCUUCUUUCAUGUGGGGGUUGACUUGGUCCCAUUGACUAGGAAGUGCACCUCUGAAUCGAACUCACACAAAAUACAGUGCGUGACCCGGUUACCCCUCUCAACUCAGAGCUACAGCCGGGUAUCGAUGGCGCUGUGUCUUGGACAGGUUUUCAGCAAAGACAAAACGUUCAGGCCGCGGAAGCGGUUUGAACCCGGCACCCAGCGCUUCGAGCUCCACAAGAAGGCCCAGGCCUCGCUCAAGUCCGGGCUGGACCUGAGAAAAGUAGUCCAACUGCCGGAGGGCGAGAACAUCAAUGACUGGAUCGCCGUGCACGUGGUGGACUUCUUCAACCGCAUCAACCUGAUCUACGGCACGGUGAGUGAGUUCUGCACCGAGCGCUCCUGCCCCAUCAUGUCCGGCGGCCUGCGGUACGAGUACAGGUGGCAGGACGGGGACGACUACAAGAGGCCAACCAAGCUACCGGCGCUCAAGUACAUGAACCUGAUGAUGGACUGGAUAGAGUCGCUCAUCAACAACGAGGACAUUUUCCCCACCAGAGUAGGUGUCCCUUUCCCCAAGAACUUCCAGCAGGUGUGCAAGAAGAUCCUGAGCCGCCUCUUCCGGGUCUUUGUGCACGUGUACAUCCACCACUUUGACAGCGUGUGCAGCAUGGGAGCCGAGGCCCACAUCAAUACCUGCUACAAGCACUACUACUACUUCAUCUCCGAGUUCAGCCUCAUCGAGCACUCCGAGCUGGAGCCACUGAAAGAGAUGACAGAGAAGAUCUGUAAUUAAGCUAAACCACUUGGACAAUGGAGUUUACAUUCCAGCCCCUCGAGUCCUGCAGGACGGCCACGGAUUCAGCACCGAGCAGUCUAAACAAGAGGACGAUGUUACAGAUCCGAGCUGUUAGGGUGGUUCUCCACGUCUAACUGGGAACGUUUACCCGCCGAAACUCAAAUCACUUUAAUUUCAGCCAAUUUCACAACGCGGUCUGAUAUUUCAACAGACAUUUAAGCUCCCUGUGGUGCUCUGAUGAUGACACUCUUUGGACUGUUUCGGCCUUUCAUAACUUGAGUCGAUCCUUUUACACGGCUUUGUUUUGUUCUCUUCAAGCAUGUUUUCAAUAUUGUGAAUGUUUGACCUUUUCAUGCUUUUUGGAAACUUCGUGCCUGACUGUGAUGAGCAUUUUUUUGUUGUUUUUUUUUUUUAUAUGCCGAGUGUUUAAAUGUUUUUCUAGUCUGGCCUUGGCAGAGGCCGUACGAAUGAAGUCACCGCACAGUUGGCUUUAAAACAAGACUGCCACGAGCAACGUUGUUCAGAAACAUUAGGUAAUGAGUGUUUUUGUCAUUAUAAACGACAACUCUGGAUUUCGGCAGUGAAAAGAUAAAAUAUCAAUAGGAAACCUAAAAACGAUGUGCAUUUAUUUGUAUCAAAGCUGCUUCAAGUGUUUGAGCCUGUAUGUGAGAUCAUUUCGGGCCAAACGAAUGACUUUGAAAACCUCCCAGAUAAAAGGUGGAUUUCGACAGCGGUGAGGAAAACUGGGAUUCUUGUUGUUCCUUCAAAUAGGAGAUGUGUUGUUGGCUGGUGUCCCACUUGCUG
This is a messenger RNA of Lampris incognitus (smalleye Pacific opah), 1759 nucleotides long. RefSeq names its product MOB kinase activator 3C (gene mob3c). Gene Ontology annotation, biological process: positive regulation of protein phosphorylation; signal transduction. The transcript is spliced from 3 exons. Lineage: Eukaryota; Metazoa; Chordata; Actinopteri; Lampriformes; Lampridae. Bases 302 to 952 code for a protein of 216 amino acids. Gene Ontology annotation, cellular component: cytoplasm; nucleus. Gene Ontology annotation, molecular function: protein kinase activator activity. The record is from RefSeq and is a predicted model, not a curated record.